AUGCGCGCAAUCACAGUCACCUCCUGGGGCGCGGCACCCGUCUUCACAGCCAACCACCCUGAACCGUCGUCGUCCGACGCGGACUUCGUGACAGUGAAGGUGGUCGCGGCGGGCCUGCACCAGCUCGUGCGGGCCCAGGCGGCGGGAACACACUACAGCACCAAGGGCGCGAAGCUGCCCUACAUUCCGGGCGCCGACGGCGUGGGCACCCUCCCGGACGGACAGAUGGUGUAUUUCAGCAGCACUCACAGUGGCGGCGCCUUCGCCGAGUACGUGCGCGUCCCGAGGAGCGUGGUGACGCCUCUGUCUAGUAUGCUCGACGGCGCGGAUGUGGACGUGGACCCGGUCAAGAUCGCCGGGCUGCUCAACCCGGGCAUGUCGUCGUGGAUGGCGCUGGCGGCGCGCGUCGACCGCGCCCAACUGCCGCCGGCGUUCCGCGUCGUCAUCGUCGGCGUCACGUCGCUGUCGGGGAAAAUCGCCGUCCAUUUCAUGCGCCAGCUGGGCGCGGGCAAGGUCGUGGGCGUGGCGCGCAAUGCGGCUGAGAUGGCCGCCCUCGACCUCGACCAGCGCAUCGUCCUCGCCGAAUCGGGCGCGGGGGCUGCCGACACAGACUUUUCGGCCCUCGGCGACGUCGAUGUCAUUCUCGACUACCUCUACGGCCCGCCGGCGCUGGCGCUGCUGACGGCGCUCGCGUCCAAAGUCCCCACCCAGUAUUGCCAGAUCGGCUCCCUCGCUGGAGCGGACGUGUCGCUUCCGGCCCAGCUGCUGCGGUCCAAGAACCUCACUUUGCGCGGGGCCGGGUUUGGCUCGUGGUCCAUGGCUCACUACGCCCAGGAGCUGCCGGCUUUGUUGACCGCCGUGGCGAAAUUGCCACCGCAGGAUAUCAAGGUGCGGAAACUCGAGGAGGUUGAUGCUGCGUGGGCCGCAAAGAGGGAGAGAACGGUCUUUGUCCCCUGA
Messenger RNA from Capronia coronata CBS 617.96, 957 nucleotides. RefSeq lists its product as uncharacterized. The transcript has a single exon. The record is from RefSeq and is a predicted model, not a curated record. Bases 1 to 957 code for a protein of 318 amino acids. Gene Ontology annotation, molecular function: oxidoreductase activity. Lineage: Eukaryota; Fungi; Ascomycota; Eurotiomycetes; Chaetothyriales; Herpotrichiellaceae.